CCCUCAGAACUUCAAUCGAUAGUGCAGUGUCGAAACAGCCUGUUGGGCUCCGGUUAUUUUCCCUUAUUUUCCCGAUUAAUCGUCGUUUUUUCGGUUGAAAUUGUGAAGUAAUUCGCCACGGUGUCGGUGUCAAGUAGCGUACUGCCAGGUGCCAUCACGAUGAAGAUGCUAGCGCCCCACGAUGGUCCCGACAUAGCGCCAGUCGACUCAGCUGGCGAGCUGCACGGUGCUACGCUAUGGCUGGUGGUGUGUGGCGUCGCGGUGCUGGUGGCGGCUGCGCUGGCCGCCCUCGCCUGCUGGAUCGCCCGCCGGAGGAACUCGCUUGCUCACAAACUUGGAGGCAAGCGUGGUCCGGACAAGGCGCUGGUGUUCCAGCCCCCGCGCCGAGCGACUGCUGUCCGCUCCCCAGGCUCAGCCACCCACUACCUGCGCAAGUCCCCGUCACCGACUGCACCCGCGCCACCUGCCUCGUCGCCACCGCAACCCACGCCGCAGACACCAGCUGUGAAUCCUGCUACCACGCCUACCGGUGGCAACAGCCCGCAGUCACCGCUGGCGCCCACCGAGCCGGCCCCGCUCAGCAAGGAGCUCGCCGAUGCUAAUGCUACCGAGAAGACCAAGACUACUGAACCUGAGAGCAAUGAUGGACGUCUUGGAGACCUGCACUUCAAGUUGCGCUAUGAGACGGAGAAGAACGCGCUGGUGGUGUCGGUGGUCUCCUGCCAGAAUCUCCCUGGUCGCGAGCCUGCUGGACCUGAUCCAUACGUCAAGCUACAGCUGCUGCCUGAUAAACAGCAUAAGGUCAAGACCAGGGUUGUCCGCAAGACCCGCUGCCCGGUUUACGAUGAGGACUUUACUUUCUACGGCAUCUACCAGCACCAGAUCUCCCUCAUCACCCUGCACUUUGUUGUCCUCAGCUUUGACAGAUAUUCCCGCGAUGAGAUAAUUGGCGAAGUGGUGGCACCGCUGACGAGCCUGCAGUUGCAGAGUGGCGAGCCCAUGGCCCUUUGUCGCGAGAUCCAACCACGCAGCCUGAAGAUGCGUAGCGUGGGUCGCGGCGAGGUGUUGGUGUCGCUGUGCUGGCAGCCGGCGGCGGCGCGCCUCACCGUCGUGCUGCUCAAGGCGCGCAACCUGCCCAAGAUGGACGUCACCGGACUCGCUGACCCCUACGUGAAAAUGUAUUUGUUGUACAAUGGACAACGCAUCGCAAAGAAGAAAACCCACGUGAAGAAGCGGACGUUGAACCCGGUGUUCAACGAAUCAUUCGUAUUCGAGGUCCCGGCCGCCCCCAACGCAACAUUAGACCACGUGUCCCUCGAGCUGCUCGUGCUCGACUGGGACCGGGUCACUAAAAAUGAGGUGAUCGGUCGACUGGAGCUGGGCGCGGUGGGCGCGGGCAGCGCGCGGCACCACUGGCGCGAGGUGCAGGCGGCGCCGCGCCGGCAGAUCGCCGACUGGCACAAGCUCAAGGAGUGAACGCGACACCUCCCUGCUUGCACCGCCUGAUCUUGUAGCCCCUGGAAUGAUAUAGUUGUUCAUCAGACGAACCGAUUAGGACGAUCUCCCCGAGAGAUCUCAGGGAGAUCUUCACACAUGUAAUUGUCAAGGACUCUUGUAAACAUUUUUUUGUCCCGAAAGAGCUCUAUAACCUAGGAAGACAACCAGGUAGGUCCUUUUGUUUCAAAUUUCGCAAUUAUGUAUCUAGCCAUAAAGAUGGUCCCUACAUGGCUACAUGGUCAGGUUAUAUGUGCAGUCAUCACAUUUCCCAAUCCCUAUAUCCCUACAACAUUUUAAUUGCCUAAAAUGCGUAACGUAUUAUACAAUCAUUUGAAAAUAUUGGUCAGAAUUAUUUGGUAUGAUGAACGUCCAACUACUCAAACGCUUCCCAAUUUGAAGCAACUUGCCACGGCAAUUUCAAAGUACUUAAUUUUUGAUGACUAGGUUCGAACGAUAUAGAAAUCGCAACUUGUCUCGAAUUCACUAAUGAUUUUGUUGCCCAUUUUGAAAUCGAGGAGCGUUUCAGUAUUUGGGCGUAGUUUCACUUAUUAUUAUUGCACAGAUUAUGAAUAGAAAUUACGGCCAAGCCAAAGUCCAGCGGUGUUUUCCAAGCAUUUUAUUUAGUGUUAAUUUGUAAACUAAAAAAAAAAUGAUAUUGUAUAUUAGAUAGAUGAAAUUAUUUGGAAUUUAUUCGCGUGGAAUAUUUGUAUAUUUGUUUGUUUGUAAGCGCACAGCAUCCCAUACCCUUCCCCAGUAACUGACGGAUUAUAGUAAACGUAUAUUCGUGUUUAUCUGAAUGUAGAUCAACUUUGUCUUGAAACGGGAGGGAAGAAGAAACAGGAAAGUUCCUAAAUUAAUAUUUCAAAAACAAUAAUCGAAAAAUAGUCUGUCAAAUAUUAUCACGCAGAAUGCUCAAAAUUCUACAGAACUUUUAAAGAAUCUCCCGUUUCAAUCUCUUCUAAUUAUCUACAUAUCUAAUUAUAAGAACACUUGAUGUAAUGGAAUUCAUACCUUACGUGUUAAGCUUUACGAUCCUGAAUCCCAUGCACCUAAACGUUAAACUAAUGAUAUCUCUUGCUCACGGAAGAAAAAAGAUGGCGAAUUUUAGAGCUGUCAAAUUUGACCGUUAUAAAAUCCUUGUCGUCUCUUUCUUGUAACGAAUGUUAGUAAGAGAUGGCAAUAGUUUAAAUAUAGUUUAGGCGUACCUGAAAACCUUUGCUAAACCCUAUAAGCUAAAAGUUAGAAUAGUAUUUAAUUUACAAUUUAGCUCUCAUGAAUCAAAAUUAUUCAAAAAUGUCUGCAGCCGAAUCUAUAAAGUCAACACAAACUUUGGUAUCUAAUCAUUAGUUUCUCUCAUUAUCUAGAUAUCCUAAAUUACUGCGGUAAACCUACAGGAAAGCAAUUAAACUGAGAGUUUAGCUCAUUCACGUCACAGCCGUUAACAUGCGCAGGAUUCGAAAAAAAAAUACUCAUUGAUCAACUAGAACAUAACAUGUAUAGUUUUUAGGUUAGAAAAAUAAAUCUAUUUUAUACCUAAAGUUACUUUAAUAGUUGUUUAGGUAUGUGUAAAGCUCAGAACGAAGCUUCGAAACUGUCUCGUAUCCUCAUAGUGUCGCUGUGUAACGAUAGAUGGCGCUGUUCUUAAUUCAUGUCAUACGCCAACGUAUUUUUUGAAAUCGUAGCAGAUGUAAUUAUUUAAUCAUUGAUGACGUAAUUUGUGUCAGAAAGUAGUAGAGACAAUAUACGAAUUAUAUUUAAUUUCCCUAUUAAAUAUGUAUGUACAGUUAUUCUCUGUGGAUAUUGGAACCAACGCUAAUGUCUUACUUAUCUAUAUAUUCGUUGUAGUAGUGGAUUUAAACGUAUGUAGACGUUAAUAUCCCUUUAUAUAAGACAAGUAACUCCAUACUUAAAACAUUCCAAAUUGUUUAAAAGAUGUAAAUAGUCAUUGCUUGGAUCAUCGGAAAACCGCUUUCUCAUUCUAAUUGUUAAAAUAAGAAAUUAUAAUUAGAUAUAAGAACUUACUAUGAUAAAAACUAGGCUUCAUUUAGGAUGAUGGUACAAAUUUUAACAAGCUUUAGAUUAACAAUUCUGUACUCUAUCCAGCUGACAUAAGAAUUGGAUUAAAAAUGCAAAAAUGUACCUAAUUGCAAUAUAUUGAUGCAGAUGCUCUAGUCUUAUAGUAACCGUGUUAAAGAUCAAAAUCGGUUGAUACAACUGCAGAUAAAGUUUGUUAAAGUUUCUAACAUCAUUUUAAAUGAAGUAUAAAUGUUUCCGUUUUAAAGAUCUCGUGUGUUUUACUUUCUAAGUACUUAGAUACUUAAUUUGUAUUUAAUUUCAUAAAUGUACAUGUGUCGUAGAUGAAACAUGCGAAACUGGUUCUUAUCGCUAAAGGCAUAAGAUCUGUUUUGUUACUAGGAUAUGCUGUAAGUAAUUUGGAAAUUGAUGAAGUAUUUAUGUUCGAUUUUUUUGAAAGCAAUGAAACAGAUCUUAGGUUUCAUUAAUAAAAUUAAUGUUGCAAUUGUACUGAGACAUUUAUUAACAUCGAAACACUAUAAAAGUAUUAAAAAAACACUAAGUAAUACAAUUUUAUGGUAGUCACUCCAUACACUACAUAAUCAAUGUCAAAAAAAGGAAAUGUCAAUCAAAAUUUCAUGACAAAAUGUCGAAACAAGUCGUAUUUUCCGACAUCUUCCGAGUUGAUAAAUGUGUCAGUAAAGCAAGUUACCAGCUGUACCAGCACUGUAGUAUACUAGACCACGUCAUCCAAAUCACAAAUAUCAGAAUUGUAUACUAAGGGAAUUUUAGUGAAUAAAAUUUAUUGACUGGUGCUUUCACAAUA
Molecule: messenger RNA, 4336 nt
Organism: Spodoptera litura
Lineage: Eukaryota; Metazoa; Arthropoda; Insecta; Lepidoptera; Noctuidae
Gene: Syt4
Product: Synaptotagmin 4
Biological process (GO): calcium ion-regulated exocytosis of neurotransmitter; vesicle fusion
Cellular component (GO): plasma membrane; axon; exocytic vesicle
Molecular function (GO): phosphatidylserine binding; SNARE binding; clathrin binding
Source: RefSeq, a predicted model, not a curated record